This is a messenger RNA of Mesorhabditis belari, 558 nucleotides long. Lineage: Eukaryota; Metazoa; Nematoda; Chromadorea; Rhabditida; Rhabditidae. The record is from the annotation of a GenBank genome assembly.
AUGGGUUGGCGCAAACCAAAAUUCGGUAUCAACUGGAGCAACACUCUAACGCACGACGAUGCAAAUUUACUGUUCCAUGCUGACGAAGAUUUUCUUACAUUCUUUCAAGAAAACCAGAAAAAGCUUGAGAAUUCUUUUAUUAUACUCGUUGGAGAUCAUGGAAUGCGAUUCGGAUCGGUAUCUCAGACAACGCUUGGAAAACGAGAGAUCAAGAAUCCGCUUCUGCAAAUCACCGUGCCAAAGUUUUUGCGUGAAAACAAAGAGUUGAUGAGAAAUCUCUACGAAAACGCGCAGCGCCUUGUCACUCACUACGACAUUUACGCGACUUUGAACGAUAUUUUGAAUUUUGGUCUCCCAUCCAAUUUCACUGAUUUCUCCGAGAAAGAAGUCCUCGAGAAAAACGAGAAUAACGGGACCUCUCUGUUGAGGCCGUUCAGUGAGAAAUAUCAGAAAAGAACGUGUCGAAAUAUCCCAAUCGACACUUCAUAUUGUCUCUGUGAAUAUGAAAAAAAAGAGAUUACUGACAAAAAGCUGGGGAAAGCCGCUGGAGCACGAUUC